Molecule: messenger RNA, 1152 nt
Organism: Salvia splendens (bonfire salvia)
Lineage: Eukaryota; Viridiplantae; Streptophyta; Magnoliopsida; Lamiales; Lamiaceae
Exons: 4
Coding region: 74-514 (146 amino acids)
Source: RefSeq, a predicted model, not a curated record
GCUCAUCCCUAAAAGUCUCUCACAUCAUUCUCACACAUAUUCUAUCUUCUCUGCAAAUCACCAACCAAUUUCCAUGGAGGUAGAUUUCUACUGGAGGAGCCACGUUCCCCCCUUCGGCAGCUGGGAUUGCAACAACGACGACCUCCCCUUCACUCAGUGCUUCGAAUCUGCGCGCCAAGCCGCUCUCCUCCGCUACAGCUACUCCGAGGACCGCGAUCUCUACGUCGCCGGCGAUUUGUACGACAAUGAAGUCCUCACUCCUGCCGUCAUCGUUGUUCCUCGCCGCCGUGGGAAGGCAGUGUAUCCUAGAGAGAGAGGGGGGAAGAAUCAGAAAGAUGCGUGGGCGGAAUGCGACUGCGAUCUGAGUUCUUCGCCGAGCCCUGCCCCUCGGAGACAAAUUCCGAAAGCUGUUGAUGAAGAUCUGUAUAAGAUCUCUCCUCACCUCCUCCGUCAACAAGCCAAAAAGAAAAAAGGAUGGGGUUUCUUCAGCUGCCUGCGGCCCUGCGUUAAUUAAGAGAUUCAUAGAUUUUGGUAAAUACAAGAAUUAUGGGGGAAAGUAGUAUGAAUUUUUAAAAUUAGUGCUAGUUUAAUUUGCUUUUAAAAUCAUUAUCUUAUCCUGAUAGUGAUAAUGAUAUGAUGAUAAUGAUACCCACUCUUAAUCUUGGUGUUAAUUGCUUCUCUUUUUUGUCGCCUUUUUACCCAGUAGAAUAUGUUGUCAUGUUGCUUUAGGCUUAUUUUGAGAAUUUGAGAAUUUAAACUGCUAGUUAUCAUUGUAAGCAUGCAUUCUACACCAUCAUUAUUUCUUCAAUCUGCUGUUCUACACUCUUUCGUCGUUUAUUUGUUUUUGAAGGCUACACUGUUUCAUCUUGCGGCAAACAAUUUGCUAUUUUUGUUCUGUCACUUCAUUUUAAGCAACUCAAUUAUUUUCUAUGAUUAUCUUCAAGGAUGAGUUGCCAAUUUUAGUAUUGCGUAAAUAACUUCAAUCUCAAAUGCUAGUAUGUCAAGUCGCAUUCUUGCUGAAAAGAAGAUUUACAGAGGAAGAAACCACUCUAAAAAACAAGAUAAAUGUAAUGUCAGAAAAAGUGACGCAUAAAAAAUUAACACAAAACUCUUUUUGAAACAUUGUAUAAAUGCACAAUCUGAAACAUGAAA